UGUUGUGUUAAAAUGUAGCGCGCACCAAUAUUUAUUUAACAUUAAAAAACAAUGGUUGUUGUCUCAAUCUAACCCACGGAAAAUGAAUCUGAACGCAAAUUGAGCGAGCGCAAAACUCCGCCUGAGAGACAACGCGUAGGGAUUAAACAUCUCACACAAGCACAACAAACCCCGGAAGAGAGAAGCGGAAGAACAGAACUAAUGUUACACACAAAGUGAAGUUAUCUAACUACAGAGUACCUGAAACACACGUACAGGUAGACAGACAUAUGCAGGAGGAAGAAAACAGUGUAGAAACGCAACAUUUGUGAGUCACUAACAGCGUCAGUGAGGUGAAGCCUCGCAGCUAGGAGUUAGUUAGCAACAACAAGACGUUACAACAGCGCCUGACAACAGAUGACAAAACGUGUUUACCGAGCAGCUUGUGAUGAUUGUUGAAGUCUUCUUCCAGUUUGUGUCUAAUCAACCCGUACUGUUUAAUCUCAGUGAACAAAUCUGGAUUCCUGCCCAGUCCUCUCUGUUUCCUGUGCUCUUUGUGAAAUGACCUGACUGCGACUUCACUGGUUCCAGCAUCAGGUGACAAUGGCCAGAAUAGCCUGGUAUCAAGAGAAGAUCGGGGCCUAUGAUCAACAAGUGUGGGAGAAAUCUCUGGAGCAGACGGAUCUAAAUGGUUUGGACAGAAAACCAAGGAGGUCGGGUCACAUCAAAUCAGACCUCAUCGAUGUCGACUUAGUAAGAGGAUCAACAUUCAGCAAAGCCAAACCAGACAGUCCCUGGGCAGCUCUGACUCGGAAGGGUCUGGUCAGAGUGCUGCUGUUCCCGUUCUUCUUCCAGUGGUGGAUCCAGGUGACCUCCAAGUCCGUCUCCUCAUGUAUCCUCGUGCUAUACUUCAUGCAAGUGGCAGCGGUGGCGCUGUACUUGGAGGUCCCUGGGGCGAGUGCCAGCGAGGUGUUUGGGCCCAUGUGUCUGAUGCUGCUGCUGGGUACCGUGCACUGCCAGAUUGUGUCGACCGAGUCCAGCCGGUGGCCCUCGGGCAGUCCAGCUGCCAGCUGCACCACCAGCCCCGCUCGCAGACGCAGGCCCAGGAAGGGCAGAGGGCUGAAAAAAACGGAAGAAAAGAAGGACAGCGGAGACACAGAGCAGCAGGGGCCCUGGCAGUUCGAAGAAAGCCAGGGGAGGACCUCAAGAAAGUCAGGAUUUGGGGCAUCCGACGAGCUCUCCAGUGAUGAUGAGGAGGGAGUACAACCAGUGGAAGUCCUUCUUCCGGUACCUCAUCAAGAGAGACUUCCUGCUCCAACAUUGCCGACAUCUGCACCAGCAUCUUCUGUUAGGAAGAGAAAUCUAAACCCCAAACCCGCAUUAAGACCUCAGGAAGGGAGUGGGGCUUCCAUCAAGGUGAAGCCUCGAGAGGUGGAUCGCCUCAGGCCGAUUGUGGGCUCUCGUCCCGCCUCCGACACUGAUGACACGCUGUGGGAGGAGCUUCUCCAAGGGCCUGACUCCGCCUCCACGGGGAGCAGUGACAGUGAGGCGAACGGGAGGUACAACGCUGGCAUGGCGCUGCCACAAACCACUACUCUGAGCAGUGAUGAUGAGAGCUUACAGCAGGGAACCACCGGAGUAAGAUCGCCAAUAACCUUAAAUGCCCUUCUUCGUCAACAUAGCCAGCUGUCUUGGCUGCAGGCAUGUCACCCAUCCAAGGACCGUGUCAGUGCCAUAAUAUGGGAGCAGGGCGAGUGUAAGAAGGCAGACAUGUCAGUAUUGGAGAUCAGCGGGAUCAUCCUCACACGGGUGAAGUUGGUGGAGCAGGGCGUGGGUUACCUUAUGCUUGGCGGGCUGAUGACCGCCACUCUGGCACUGCUUCCCUUCGCCUUCUACGUGGCUCAGCAUCUGGACAUGUCGAGCCUUGGCUGCGGGUCCCUGAGAGAGCUGGGGGAAAUGGUGGUGGGGCAGCGUGGUGCCCAUGAAUACGCCUUUUUCUUCAUCACGACGGUGCAACGAGUCUGCCUCAUAGGAUUGUUCUUCUUCAUGAUGUGUGUGGCGGAGAGAACGUACAAACAGAGACUCUUGUUUGCCAAGUACUUCAGCCACCUGACUUCAGCUCGCAAGGCCAAGAAAUCAGAGAUCCCUCAUUUCAGGCUGAAGAAAGUCCAGAACAUAAAGAUGUGGUUGUCGCUACGCUCUUUUCUCAGGAGGCGAGGGCCGCAGCGCUCCGUUGACGUCAUCGUCUCCACUAUCUUCCUUUUGGCGCUUUCCAUUUCAUUCAUCAUCUGUGCCCAGCUUCUUUCCAGCCACCAGACUUUCCUAGAUUCUCUGAUAAACUGGGAGCUGAUGGUGUGGGCCUCCUCCCUCGUCCUCUUUCUGUUACGGCUGGCCACGCUGGGCUCAGAGACCAACUGCAAAUACAGCAACUCCUCAGUGCUGCUCACUGAGCAGAUCAAUUUGUAUCUCAAGAUGGAGAAAAAGCCCAAUAAGAAAGAGGAACUCAAUAUAGUGAACAACGUUUUGAAACUGGCUACAAAACUGAUGAAGGAGCUGGAUACUCCAUUCAGACUGCUGGGUCUGACCGUGAACCCUCUGAUCUACAACAUCACCAAAGUGGUCAUCCUGUCCGCUGUGUCUGCUGUGGUCAGCGACCUGCUCGGCUUCAACAUCAGACUGUGGAAAAUCAAGUCUUAAUGUGAAAAACAGCGAACCACUAACAGUCGGACACUGGAGACCAGAAGUUCCCCACCGUCUGCUGCAUACAGCAUCUCAUCGAUAAAAAAAAGUGCAAACCUACUGACUGUAUAUUCAUUGUCUGUGCCUUCCAGCUGAAACUUGUAUCUCUUGAGUUUCAUCAGUCAUUCUCAAGCCCGAGAUGCUCUGACAAUCGCUCUCACACACCAUUACUGGCGGCUCAGCUGGUGUCCAUCCGCCACGCCACUAACCCAGUGCCUAACCCCCUUGAAUGUUCAGUAUGUGGUUAAAUAUAGCCCGUGAGUUUGAGGUCUGAGAUCAUUUCAGGCUUCUGUGGCAACCACAAUUCCAAGUGUCUUGUACAGAUGUGUUGACACAAAGUGAAAUGUAAAUGUAGAUAGUUUUGUUUAGUCUUACACGCUGGUGUUUCUCAUCAGUAUCUAACUGUUUGUGCUAAUCUAAUGCCGGGUCAAUCAAAAAUGAGGCUGCCAGCUUAAUUAAAUGAAUUUUUCAUAGGACUCAAAUUUGAUUUCCAACCUUUUGUACUAUUUAAAGAGGAAACAUUGUGUAAGUGGGCUUUUAUUUAUUUGGGGGUUCUGUUUUAGCACUUAAACUUGUAAAUGGUACCUGUAAAUCAUGACUCUCUGACCACUAUCUGUCGUUUUGUGUCGAGGACCAUUGUUGAAUGAAAUAACUAUGCAACGUUUGUAUAGUUAUAUAUGCUUAAAGAAAAUGUUUGAUAGAGUAAAUAAAUGUUUUUCAUCCA
Messenger RNA from Sebastes umbrosus (honeycomb rockfish), 3442 nucleotides. It is a transcript of the gene phtf1, whose product is annotated as putative homeodomain transcription factor 1. Bases 583 to 2676 code for a protein of 697 amino acids. The transcript has 17 exons. Gene Ontology annotation, cellular component: endoplasmic reticulum. Lineage: Eukaryota; Metazoa; Chordata; Actinopteri; Perciformes; Sebastidae. The record is from RefSeq and is a predicted model, not a curated record.